CAUACAGGUUGUUGUGACAAUCCUCCAGUGAGUAACAACCUGACAGCCAAGAGAGAAACAUCUCUUCGAGGAAAACUGCAAUUAUGGAAAGUACAACAGAACUACAAUCAAAUAGCAAAACUCCAAUACCACCACAGUGUUUAGCAGUCAUGAAGAAAUGUGACAACUUAGAACACAAGUACUCCCAAUGGAUUCUCAGCAGAAUUCUACAUGCAGGGAGUUCUUCUGGACUACAAAGCAGUUAUAAAAGAGUUGGAAGAGACAGCCUGCAGGGAGCUGCCGGAGGACCUUUUCGUGUCAACUUUGACGCUUUAGAGUUUGCAAGAGCCAGUCUUAGAAUGUUUCACACUCAGCACAUGAAGAUAAACAGACAAUCUGAAGAACAAGAAGAGGAAAUCCACUUUCUGACAGAAAGUCUGCCCUCCAAGAGAAUGGAAUUAGAGAUGGUCAAAAAAUACAGGAACAUGGAGCAAGACCAGUUCAAUGACAUGAAACGUUACUUCAACAAAACUUUGACAAUGCUCAAAGCAGAUGUGUGUGUUAUACAGCAGGAAAUAGCCAAGCUGAAAACUGUGCAGCAGGAAAUAAUGAGGAAGGUGAGCCAGGUCAUCCAGGAAAAGGAGGAUGAGAUCGCCAGAGUCAGACAGGAAAUGAUUGCGCUGGUUGAGAGAAAUCUGGAGAGCUUGGCGAACGUGAGAGAAAUAAACACACAGAUCCGCCAGAUUGAGGCAUUGAAGAAGGAGGAGAACUUGAGGAAAACACAGGAGCUGCAGAAACAGAUCAGAGAGUUGGAGGAAGAGUGGCUCACCAAGGAGAGCAUGAUGGAGAAGAAGGAGCUGGUCUUUAAAACAGACAAGGUCAAGGAGAAGAGACGAAUGAUAUACCUUUUCCCUAUCUAA
Molecule: messenger RNA, 899 nt
Organism: Eleginops maclovinus (Patagonian blennie)
Lineage: Eukaryota; Metazoa; Chordata; Actinopteri; Perciformes; Eleginopidae
Exons: 3
Coding region: 84-899 (271 amino acids)
Source: RefSeq, a predicted model, not a curated record